AUGUGCUUCCUCGUCGCGAAGUUUGAACGGAUUCGGCUAUCUCAUAUCUGCGGUAUUCGGGUUGGAAUUUACGUUACUCUAUACGCAAAGGAACGUUCGGGGGUCGGGACAGUGCAGUGUGCCGAAGCGGCUUUGCACCUGGUUAGAGGUCAAAUAGCGCGAAAGGGCCCUGGAACUGCCGAAUGGACACUCGCCACCUACAACCUCCAUCUGAGUAACCAGACGAAGCCGCGAAUCGAUGGGAAAGUCCUCCAGGCGUGCAUUUGCAACACCCCAUGUCUUCUGCGCCGAUUAGGACUGCAGGGUCGCGGCAUAGGAGAUACAAAGCGACCCUCGCCUGCAUCACGUGUCGCCGACGCAAGCUUAAGUGUGACAGAGCUCGUCCAGACAAAAGGCCCUCGAGAGGAGUUCAAAUACGUCACCCCGAGCUCUCAGAGUCGUGUGCAGCCUCCGUUAACACCGCACCUACCGACUCCUUCGGCGUCGACAUUUUCCAUACCAGAACCAUCGGACGUGCAUGAAGAUGCCAUCUAUGAGAAUUUGAAUGAAAUCGUCGGUGACGAUGUCAAUGAAUUUCCCUCUGUAGUCAAGUCCACUAUCAACACUAGACUCGGGCUUCCGUCCUGCAAAAAGCGAUGCCCAAUACCCCUCGCCGAUGCGCCGAUGUUUGGAUCUUUAUCAAUUAUGCAAGAUCUAGGUGGUGAGUUCAAUCAGACAGAUGAUGUGUUACCACUGCGCAAACAGGCCGACCGGCUGGUCUACCUGUAUUGGCACUAUCUGGGGCCCCUAGAGCUUCUUCUUGACGAGAAGCAACUUCACCGCUCCUACGAAACGUUCUUCACCGGUGGAGAGCUCGACGGGGAUGCGCCUGCAAGAGUCAACGCCAUCACAGCCGAGGAAAAAUUCAAGUACGACGUUCUUUCUCCGUACCUGGCGCUUACUACGUCCGGAGGCGAUACUCUGGGGUGCUGGGUCAUUGGAACUUGUUCAAUGCCUGCUUCUAAUCAGUCGCUAUCUGCAGUGUACCAGAAAUCUACAUCAGACGAGGAUGGCACUGGGUUUAGCGUUUUGAUCAAGGGGUUUUUGGUAGAGAUGGACCUUCACAACACAGGGCUUGGAGGUGCUGUGUGUUAUUGGACAGAAGCCUAUCAUGGUCACUCGAACGGCCUCCGACCACCCUCACAGCCCCAUUUUCCAACCCUUCCCAACAUACUGAAGCAAGCCGACAUGAUACUCAAUCUCUCGGUUUUAUUUCUUAACAAAAUGGGAAAAGUCGACGAAUUGACCAGCUACAUACUCUCCUCGCAGCGAAGCAACAGCUUGACAGACAGCUUAGGACUGCUCUCAUUGACUCCAUCUUCCGACUCAAAGGUUGUAUCACGGCUAGACGCCUGUUUGACUGAAUUGAAGAAAGAGCUUCCGCUUCCCAUACUACUCAAUUCCAGUCAAAAUGAUGCCGCCUCUGGGCCAUUGACCUUACUUCACUUUCGGCUCUCCCAUGCCCGUAUUCUCUUAUUUCGGCCAAUGCUCGCUCGUCUCUGUCUAUCAUGUUCCCAAACAAGCGACUUUGUCAAUGGAAGCCUAGAAUAUCGUAUGUUACAACAGUGCGCCACUCUCUGCAUAGAAAGUGCUCGAAACAUGAUCACCCUUGUACACGACAGCGCUGUGUUAGACCAGCAUGGUAUUGGUGUCCUACCUUGGUGGAUUCGCAUUUUCUACUUCUACAUCGCAAUUCAACACCUGAUCGCUUCAAUGCUGCGCCCGGAUAUUUUUGCCUCUACAGUUCCAGAGGCUUGGGGCACCGCUAUGUGCUAUGGGCCUUUGAGCCAAUCGGUCACUCGAUGUAUGGCAAGUUUUCCGUCUAUGUGGCAAAAGGUCAUAGAUAUCAUCUGUCAAGAGACCCUAGGGCAAUGCUCUCCGCCUAAGGUUGAAGACCAGGUUUUCCAGGAUUUUUUUGAACAUCUGGGCUUUGAUAUCGAUCUGCCUACCUUUGACUUAGAUAAUGCGGCGUGGCUGGGAAACGUGGAUUGGUUUAUAUGA
Messenger RNA from Penicillium atrosanguineum, 2040 nucleotides. Its product is annotated as fungal specific transcription factor domain-containing protein. The transcript is spliced from 8 exons. Gene Ontology annotation, molecular function: RNA polymerase II cis-regulatory region sequence-specific DNA binding; DNA-binding transcription factor activity, RNA polymerase II-specific. Gene Ontology annotation, cellular component: nucleus. The coding region runs from base 1 to 2040 and encodes 679 amino acids. Gene Ontology annotation, biological process: positive regulation of transcription from RNA polymerase II promoter by galactose. NCBI's taxonomy places the organism in Eukaryota, Fungi, Ascomycota, Eurotiomycetes, Eurotiales, Aspergillaceae. The record is from RefSeq and is a predicted model, not a curated record.